UAAAGCACUAUUUUAGAAACAGUUCUGAGCAUCAGAACGAGAGAGAGAAGAAGCAGAGACACAGAGAAGCACGAUGGAAGAGUUCAAAUGGAUCAAAAUGUCUUUAUUUCUGAUACCGCUGCUUCACUUUACAGCAGCAGCUGGAAACCAUUUCCUCUCCUCCACUGUCAGAGCUGGAGAUGAUGUCACUUUGCCUUGUGAACAUGUGAUAGACGGUCAGAGAAAGUGUGACAGUACUACCUGGAUCUUCAGUCGUUCAGGAAACACAGUGACGCUGUUUGAAGAUGGGCAGAUUAAAGAAGAAGCCAGAGUUAAAUCAGACAGACUGAGUGUUAGAGAGAACUGUUCUCUGGUUAUAAAGAAGGUCACAGAGGAGGAUGCUGGUCGUUACACCUGCAGACAGUUCAGAUCAGGACAACAUCAAGGUCCAGAUACUCUGGUUGAUCUCUCUGUUACCACGACUGAACAGAAGAACACUAAUGAGGAGAAAGCAGGUAAGGACACAAUAACAACAAAACCAACAACAACAACAGCAGCAGCAGCAGCAGCAGCAGCAACAACAACAACAACAACAACAACAACAACAACUGAAAGCAGCAUUAAAUCAGGAACCAAUGAUGCUUCACCAAAACGACAAGAUAUGUCGGUGUACAUCAUCGUGGCUCUGGUUUUGGUAGCACUCCUAAUAAUCGUGGCUGUCAUCAGUUGGAAGAAAAUGAAAGGAAACACAACACGGAGGAACGACAAUGUUGGGCUGACCUCAAACUCUGCAGCAACUCAGUCUGCUCCAGAAACCAAUCAGGACACGGCUGAUCCUGAAGGUGGUGUUUCCUACGCCUCCAUCAGAUACACCAAGAAGACCAACAGAGCCCAGGUUCAGCGUAAAAAUGAUGAUGAUGCAUUGACCUACGCAACCGUGAAAGCUUCCUCCGCUGAUCCCAGUGACCUCUACGCUACCAUCUACUAAUCUGUCUAAUCUGUCAUCAGAUAUUUGCUAAUCUCUGUUAAUGUUCAUGAUCAUUUUCAUGAUGGAUUACUGUAAACAGCUUCCUAUUCAGAAGGGCGUGUAGUAGGUUAACUAGUGUUGCAAUGUAGAAAGGGGAAGUAGUAGUUCAAAAUGUAUAUAUGUGGUGCUUAAAAUGUAAAUGAGCAAAACAUAUACAUUUUGCUUGAUGAACUUUAUUGUGCUGAGUGAUGGAUGUGCUAAUCUUAGGCUAUAGUUCAAGGUUAAUAAGAUUUUUUUUGUCUUAUACUACAUAUAUUGCCUGUAAAUAUUUUAUAUGCAACAAUUUAUCAAGGGCAAGCAAUUUUACUGAUUUUCUCAUGUUCUUAAUUUUCACAUUUUUUUCUGUGUAGUUUCAUCUGUUAUUGUUUCAUAUGCAAUAAUGCAUUUAUGUCUCCUUUUAUCAAAAUAUUCAAAGCAUCCUGAAAAGGGGAGGAUGUGAAAUUACUUAUUAAACAACUGAAUAAGUGAAAAUUGGAAAUUCAAAUGUAAAUUUGAUUCAAAUCAAUUGGAAAUGAGCAAUAAGGAAGUUAAGCACUUAAGAGUGAGAGACAAUGAAAAAGGAUGAAAGUCACUAUGAGGAAGUGACACCUUACUGAUCACAGAAAGUAGUAAUAAUAAUAAUAAUAAUAAAUUGAAUUUAUAUAGCGCUUUUCAUGGACUCAUGUAGUAGCAUGAAUUUCUCUCUAGAAAUGU
Molecule: messenger RNA, 1699 nt
Organism: Perca fluviatilis (European perch)
Lineage: Eukaryota; Metazoa; Chordata; Actinopteri; Perciformes; Percidae
Product: cell wall integrity and stress response component 2-like
Exons: 9
Coding region: 74-967 (297 amino acids)
Biological process (GO): positive regulation of ERK1 and ERK2 cascade; T cell activation; interleukin-15-mediated signaling pathway
Cellular component (GO): membrane raft; external side of plasma membrane
Molecular function (GO): MHC class II protein binding; protein tyrosine kinase binding
Source: RefSeq, a predicted model, not a curated record